Molecule: messenger RNA, 3916 nt
Organism: Gavialis gangeticus (Gharial)
Lineage: Eukaryota; Metazoa; Chordata; Crocodylia; Gavialidae
Product: centromere protein J-like
Exons: 17
Coding region: 541-3636 (1031 amino acids)
Biological process (GO): centriole elongation; cilium assembly
Cellular component (GO): centriole; centrosome; nucleus
Molecular function (GO): tubulin binding
Source: RefSeq, a predicted model, not a curated record
UCUCUGAACAUAGGGGCACACCCAGAGCCAUUAUCUCUGUGUCUUGGGAGCCCCACAAAAAGACUUUCCAGACAAGAUGCUCUAGAAGAGGAAAUAACAGCAGACAAAGAUAAAGAUCUACUAGAGGAAGAGUCUUGCCUUGAAGCCUUGCCUGCCAUUGAAGAAAAAGGAGGAGAACAAAGUGAUGAACAGAUUCCCCUUUCACCCUUUGGCAUAAGAAUCAAGACAAGGAAUAGAAAUCUGGAAGACAGGCCAAUCAGACCAGGAAUUGGUAGAAGACAGAAGACUUUUGAGGAAUUUGUUGAAGAACAAUUGAAAGUAGACUCUCAAAUAGUAGAAAAACAUCAGCAGCAGCAGCAGAAUUUCUGCAAGGGUAAAAUAUCCCCUCGAAAAUCUUUCCUGAAACGUGGAGAAGGCAUUGCAAGGCAUGAAAAAAGAAGAGCAAGCUUUGGAAAAGAAAAAACCAGGCAUUCCAGAAGAGUUAAUUUUGACUGCCAGAAUCACUUCUCUUGGCCUGGCCGUCAAACUUGGAAAUUACAUAUGGGGAAAGGCUCUUGUUUAAAUCGGCGGGCCAGUAGCCCCAUGAUGUUGGGUACAACUGAGAAAAAUACAACCAGUGCUAUGUCUGCAAGUAAAAUAAAGGAUAUUGGUGACUGUAAGGCAGGUGAUCCUGAGGAAAGGCCAGAAGAAAGAGAAGGAGGUGAGGGAGAAGAGAGUAUAAAGGGGGAGCCUGCUGUAUCACCACAGAUGAACUGGCCUGAGCUCAUACAGCAGUGUCAUGAGCAAAUAAGUGGAAUGAACCUCCAAGUAGGUGAGAGGAAUGAAACUCAGUGUACUGAUUCUCUGUCACACCUUUAUGAAAUGGAUAAAAGAUCCAUGGAGCCUAAAGUCCCAAAGCAGUUAGAUCUUGUGGAUCAGUCUGGGAAGGGCAACAUGGCAGAGGCAGCAGAAAAACCUUUGGAAGCCCUUCAAGAAGAUUCUGUGUUUCAGAACUUAGAAGAAGCAAACCAAGCAAAGCAUGUGGAUUGGAGCAUAGGUCUGCAAUUCACGUCCUGCAUGAAAGAGGCUCCCAGCUGCCAAAAUAAGUUCUGUAUUGUGAACCCAAACUCAGAGAGCAAGAGAGGAACCAGCACUGGAUUUAAGUUGGUCAAUGACAGAAUAGUGAAAGUUUCCCAUAUAUCAGCUCAGCACAUGGACAGGGAAAAGGGUGACAUAUCUAUUUGUCAUCAUCAUGUGUGUCAAAGCAGUGGAAAUGCUCCCUGCCAGUGGAAUGCCUUAGCUGUGGCCAGUGAGUCAAGCCACACAUCAACUGACAGUGAGGAUGAUCCCAAAUCACACUGCAGUCAGUAUCCCACACAGGCUGCACCUCAGAAAAUAGGUCGGACUGACAGACAUUUGGAUCUCUCUGAUGCUGAUUAUGCUAGCGAUGAUCCCAGUGGAGCAGAAAAGAUGGCCCUGAAAAAGCACAGGAAGUCUCAGCCUAAGAAACGGGGGCUUGCAGAGCUUUCAAAUCAGCAGGAUUCUUCACUAAGCACAAGCAGCAGUGAAUCUAGUAAUGGAGUUGCCAGGCUGAAAGGGAGUAAGCCUUGCUCCUCUCUUCAAAACUGUCCUUUUCAUCCCCCAGGAUCCAUGAGAGGCCAACAACAGCUUGAAGCAAAGAGUGAGAGUUGUGCUGGGGACAUUAAAACUGUAGAUCUGCACUCACUACCCUCAAUGGGAAAUCUUGUAACUACUCUCUUCCCUACUUUCAAGAGUAAAGACACCCUUGCUGAAAAAAAGGGACAUAGAAAACUGUUUAUGGGGACACUAGAAGACACUCAGAAAAGACUGACUGGCAAAUUUUUGGAAUCGGAGAGGGAGGUUGGUGUGUUUCUUGGAGAAACCCCUCCACUAGCUGGGAUGAAAGAAGAGCAGGAGAAAGCAAUGCAUUUUCUCAGAACACAAAUGGAUCAGUUUGAGACCAUCAAGGUUCAAGAGCUGAACCAUGCAGAAUACAAGAGAAGUCAAAUUCCUGUGCUGCAGAAAGAAAAUGUUGAAUCUGAUAAGUUCUUGGUAACAACUAGAAUCACUGGAGAGAACGGGAACUCAGAAGAAAUACGAAUAUUAAAGCAACAGAUUGCAGGGCUCCAGGAGGAAUUCAGAAGAAAUGAGUCCCACUGGCAUGCUGCCCAUGGCCAGCUGAAGAGUCAGAUUGAGAUGCUGACCAAACAGAACCUGGAGCUUCGAGGUGAGCUCCGAGUUUCAAAGCAUCAAAGGCUAGAAGCAGAAAAAAAAUCCAGAGUUGUGGAUUUCAGAAGCAGAACAUCAGAAACCCCGGUGUCAGAAGCUAUUCUGACAGGAUUGUCAUCCCUGGCUAAACUGGAAGAAAGCCCAUUGAGAGGCAGCCAUAAAGGUCGAAGCUCCACUCCCAUGGGCAGGAGAACACCAUUGGAGAAACAGCAUCCCAGAGAUGCAAAUAUCAAAGCAGCAAAAAGUGCACUGGAAAAGACUGAGUCUUUAAAAUCAGUAACAAGGGAACAGAGAGAGAUAUCAUCUGAUCACCUCCAUAGCAGAAGUGCAACACCCGCUGGUAGGAGAACACCCCAUGCAGGAAGAUUAACACCAUUUGAGCCUGAUAAGGUCACACAUCGACCCUCUUAUACUGAACCAAGAGCUUAUGGAUGGAAGUCACUUGUGCCAGUCUCCCACCCAAAUGUGUUUAAGGACAUUAACUCAUCGUCUUACGUAAAAGACAGGUAUUCAUCUAACUCAGGUAGUUCGGAGGACAUGCCUGUCUUGCACAGCCAGAAUGACAACAUAUGUAGCUCAGCUUCCUGCAGUAACAACGAGGAAGCACAGGAGAAAGAGAAUCUUAGCUUUAAAAAGGCUCAAAAAUCCCUGAAACCUUUGACUAAAACUACCUCCUUGACUGCCUCCAGAAAAAAUGGCAUAACUUCAAGUACCAGCACAGCACCUACAGGAGGUUCUCAAAACUUUCUGGAUGCUGAAGCAAAGAAUUUGCUGCCAAAGUCAUCGUUAUCAAGAAGGCAAUCACUGUAUGAAGAAAGAAAGAAGAAUGAUAAGGAGGUGCGAGAAAAAAUAGAGUAUCCAGAUGGAAAGGUUGAAGAGGUACUUAUUGAUGGCCGUAGAGUCAUUACUUUUCGCAAUGGUACCAAGAAAGAGAUCAGCGCUGAUAAAAGGAUGACUGUGGUUAGCUUUUUCAAUGGAGAUGUGAAGAAGAUCAUGCCAGACCAGAGAGUGACUUAUUUCUAUGCAGAUGCGCAGACAACCCACACCACUUAUCCAACUGGCUUGGAGGUGCUGCAGUUCCCUAAUAAUCAAAUAGAAAAACACCAUCCUGAUGGCACCAAAGAAAUUGUGUUCCCUGAUCAAACAGUGAAACGUCUCUGUAAUGAUGGACUGGAGGAAACAGUUUUUGCAGAUGGUACUUUAGUAAAAGUAGAAAAAAAUGGAGAUAAAGUGGUGAUAUUCAGUAAUGGACAGAAGGAGAUUCAUACUGCACAGUUCAAGAGGAGGGAGUACCUUGAUGGCACAAUAAAAACUGUGUACUCCAAUGGACGACAGGAGACAAAGUAUUCCUCUGGACGGGUUCGAAUCAAAGAUGAAGAAGGCAAUAUCAUCCUUGAUAAGAAGUGAUUCAUCUCCCUGAUGUGCCAGGUUAUAUGUAGGUGGUCUGUCCAGGCUAGUUUGAUAUCUUUAUCCCUCGGAAGCGCACAACUGUUACAUGAUUCUUUCUUUGUCUCCUUACCUGUUUUUCUGUUCCCUGAAAUAACUAGAACCUGGCCUUGGAAUAUUUAAGUUCUUGCUUUUCCAAAUGAACAUGCUGGGUUGAAUUUUAUUUAUGCUCAGUGGGUGUGUCUACACAAGACACUUACUGCACAUUAGUGUAAUAACAAUGUGCAGUAGUGUGUCACAA